UGUCUGGGCGGCCUUCUACCCCACAGCCACCGGGGCUCUGUUCCAAGAGGCCGGUCUCGAGCCCACGCUGCCCCACAUGUCCACUACAGCUUCCUCCCCGCUGGCCUCCUUCCCACCCGGUGCCCCUCACGGGCCGGGCACCAGUGCCAGGCCACCCCGUGGUCACAGUACCCGGCACUCAGCUGACCUGACAGCGGCCAGGGGGCGGGGCCCAAAGUUCUUUCCCAGGGCUGAUUGGCCUUGGCCCAAGUUCAGGACGCGUCUGUGUCCCACGGGGAGAGGGCGGAGAGACAGAUAAAAGGCGGCGGGCCGGGAGGACUCGAAAGUCAACACACGGCAUCUGAAACUGGUCACCCGGCUUCUCUACCCUAGAGCACCCGGGACCCCAUCUUUUAGCGCACCUGCUGCUCCCAGCUCGACCCCCAUCUGCGCCCGCAGCCCUCUUCGCUCCGGUCGGUGCCAGCCCCUGCCAGGUUCCGGUGGGCAUCAGGAUGAAGGCGGCCCGCCUCGUGAUGCGCAGCGCCAGCUCGCUGAGCGGCGCAGGCCUGGUCCCCAGAGAGGUCGAACUUUUCUCGCGCUACAGCCCAUCCCCGCUGUCCAUGAAACAGCUGCUGGACUUUGGUUCAGACAAUGCUUGUGAAAGAACUUCUUUUUCAUUUCUGCGACAAGAAUUGCCUGUGAGGCUGGCCAAUAUCCUGAAGGAAAUUGAUAUCCUUCCUGACAGAUUAGUAAAUACUUCUUCUGUGCAGUUGGUGAGAAGCUGGUAUAUCCAAAGCCUGAUGGAUUUGGUGGAAUUCCAUGAGAAAAGCCCAGAAGACCAGAAAGUUUUAUCAGACUUUGUAGACACACUCAUCAAAGUUCGAAACAGACAUCAUAAUGUGGUCCCAACGAUGGCUCAAGGAAUCAUUGAGUAUAAAGACACCUGUACAGUGGACCCAAAUACCAAUCAAAAUCUCCAGUAUUUUUUGGACCGUUUUUAUAUGAACCGUAUUUCUACUCGGAUGUUGAUGAACCAGCACAUUCUCAUAUUCAGUGACUCAAAGACAGGAAACUCAAGUCACAUUGGAAGCAUUGAUCCAAACUGUGACGUGGUAGCAGUGGUGCAAGAUGCUUUUGAGUGUUCGAAGAUGCUCUGUGACCAGUAUUAUUUAACAUCUCCAGAAUUAAAGCUCACACAAGUAAAUGGAAAAUUUCCAGGCCAGCCAAUUCAUAUUGUAUAUGUUCCUUCUCAUCUCCAUCAUAUGCUCUUUGAACUGUUCAAGAAUGCCAUGAGGGCAACAGUUGAACACCAAGAAAAUUGUCCUUCCCUUACACCAAUUGAGGCAACUGUCGUUCUGGGAAAAGAAGACCUUACAAUUAAGAUUUCAGACCGAGGAGGUGGUGUUCCCUUGAGGAUUACUGACCGCCUCUUUAGUUACACAUACUCCACUGCCCCCACGCCGGUGAUGGACAACUCCCGGAAUGCUCCACUGGCUGGUUUUGGCUACGGCUUGCCAAUUUCUCGUCUCUAUGCCAAGUAUUUUCAAGGAGAUCUGAAUCUCUACUCUAUGUCCGGUUAUGGAACAGAUGCUAUCAUCUACUUAAAGGCUCUAUCUUCUGAAUCUGUGGAAAAACUGCCCGUCUUUAACAAGUCAGCCUUCAAACACUAUCAGAUGAGUUCGGAGGCUGACGACUGGUGUAUCCCGAGCAAGGAACCCAAGAACAUGGCAAAGGAGAAAGUGGCUGUGUGAGGAGGGCUCUCAGGACAUUUCAUGGGAUCAAAGUGGGUCUCCGGCAGUGCUGCUUCUGGAGUGUUAGUGUGUGAACUCAUUUCUGCAAAAGCAAAAGAUAGCGACAGAGGCAUUGACGCCAUGAGGAAUGGAUCUCAGUUCUGUGGUGCAGGAGAAUGCAAUACAGGGCUGCAAGCUAAUAGGUGACCUGCUCCUACCAUAGCCAUGCAGAACAACGCAUGACUAUUCCAAAUCCCCCAAGAGAAGUGAGCUACUCUCCAUCUCUUUAUCCACAGGGGUGAGGAAGCAGGAGUGCCGUAGUCUCAACAGCUGCUGUUUUAGACCUGUUGUUGCCAUCCACAUAGAUUGAUAUUGAAUGAAUAUUAAAUGUAAAGAUAUCAGUGUGUCCUGCCAUGAAAAGUUUAAAGCUUAGUUUACAGUACAUGAUUAGAAAUGUGCAUAAAUGUACAUAUUGUAUAUAUUUAUGUGGUCUUGAGAUGAAAGGAUGGAAAAAUGGGUCAAAAUAUUUUAUUUAAAUUUGUAGCUAAGACUUUCAGAAGGAAACCUCUUCUGUCAACAGCUCCUUUAUCAUGCUGUUUUCCUGUCUAGACUGCGCACAAGUGAAAGUUUGUCAGGUUAGCUAGAAUUGGGUAAGUUAAAUAUGUGCUGAACUCAGGAAGUUGGGGUUGGAGAAAGAGAAGAAUGGCCAAAGUGACAUCUUGAAAGUAUCUUACCUUGCUGUGUUUGUAAACAGUAAACUGGAAAAGACAGUAUUGGGGAAAGAUUCAGAACCUAGUUCAGAAGGAAGGGCUGUUCUCUGAACUGAAGUGGUGAUCAUGCAAAAGCAUCCAUUUUCUAGGCUUAAAAAGUGUGUUUUGAUUGCUUAAUUGUAUUCUCUACACUCCAGCAUUUAAAUGUCUGUUUUCAAAUUUCCAAUUGUCAAAUGGUUCAGGAACAUUAAAAUUUAGCAUUGUUUCAAAUGAGUAUCCUAGAAAUAAGAACUACUCAUGCCAGAAUGCUUUUAUUUGAGAAUCACUGGUACUCUGAGCUAAUGAAUGAAAACUGUGAGAGACAUGGUACUUCCACAGGACUGUGGUGUAAUUUGUAGGGUAACAAGUCAUUCAUGCAGAUUACUUAGAAAAGAAGGAAUGAGAGAAGGGAAGGAAGGAAGGGAAGCAGAAGGCAGGCAUCUUUCUAUAUUCCCCACAAACUAAUCCAAGAAAUGGUCUGUUUUCAUGGAUAAGUUAUUAGGAAGAGGAUAAAAUUGGUGUCUUUCAAAGCGAUAUGGCUUCCUUAAGUGAGACUCACUCUUGUAAGGAAAUGGGCUUAUGAGAUAGAAAAAAAUCAUGUGUCAAAUUCAUGUUUAAGAUGAAAUGUAAGAAAAACAGCUAACAUUUUCUGCAUUGUAAAAUAACCAGAACUGUUUAUCUGUUGACCUUGACACAUAUUUAUUUAAUCUUGUGAUGACCUAGUAUUGUGGUGCUUUUGGUUGUGGCAACAGAAGCCUCAAUUAUUUGUUUUGGAUUUCAGAUUUUAUCUUUAGAAGUCCUAGACUGUGGCUUUGUUGACAUGACUUUGACUCAUGCAUUUAUUAAUAACACAAAACUGUUAGCAAUGAGUUAUUUGUUGUAUCAGUUUGUAUUGGAAUUUCAGCUAAGCACUUUUGCACAUUAGUACUUGUGUUUACCAAAGAUUUAAAGAAGUUAAUUAAUUAACCCAAACACUGUGAAUUGUCUUUAAAAUAAUAGAGAAAAAUGUUAGUAUCUCAGUAGCAUCAACUAUGUAAAUGAAGUAGAAGUAAUUUUCCUUGUUAUUUUGACCUGUGGAAGAUCUUCAUCUCUAGUGGAUGGCUACUGAGUGCUCAGACCCACUUAAGUUAUUCAUGUAUGACUUGUGUUUUGUCUUUAGGUUAUGUACAAAUAAAUGUGACCCCUUUUAUAAUAAAUUUUUUUUCUAAAAUA
This is a messenger RNA of Jaculus jaculus (lesser Egyptian jerboa), 3670 nucleotides long. RefSeq names its product pyruvate dehydrogenase kinase 4 (gene Pdk4). Gene Ontology annotation, cellular component: mitochondrion. Gene Ontology annotation, molecular function: pyruvate dehydrogenase (acetyl-transferring) kinase activity. The record is from RefSeq and is a predicted model, not a curated record. Lineage: Eukaryota; Metazoa; Chordata; Mammalia; Rodentia; Dipodidae. The transcript has 11 exons. The coding region runs from base 492 to 1730 and encodes 412 amino acids. Gene Ontology annotation, biological process: regulation of glucose metabolic process; protein phosphorylation.